Molecule: messenger RNA, 1875 nt
Organism: Pochonia chlamydosporia 170
Lineage: Eukaryota; Fungi; Ascomycota; Sordariomycetes; Hypocreales; Clavicipitaceae
Product: fungal specific transcription factor domain-containing protein
Exons: 3
Coding region: 1-1875 (624 amino acids)
Biological process (GO): DNA-templated transcription
Molecular function (GO): zinc ion binding; DNA binding
Source: RefSeq, a predicted model, not a curated record
AUGAAUCAACCGCCCAACAGUCAGAUACCGAUGCACGACAGCCUCGAUGAGCCCAUGUUCGAAUCCGACGAGUCCCAAGAUAUCGCAGACAGUGACGGCGGUGACGGUGACGGUGACGUUGACGGAGACUCUGAUGACUUUACGCCUUCUGUUCUACAAGACGACCAUUUGGCCAUGGACUCGUAUGGCAGAUUUCGGUACGUCGGCGGUGCUCCAAACAAACUCUUGAUUGAUGCUGUUCGGGCGACAUCCAAGCCCGCCGAAAGCCCUCAAGGGCCGUCGCUAUUUUCACCCUCGCCCAUGCGAGAAAAAUACACCACGGCGCCACUGCCUUUCUUUACGCCAGGCAUUGUGUGGCCCAGUCUACCGUACAUUCCUCAGCCAGAGCAAGUACCCCUACCGCCAAGGUACAUCGCCGAUGUCUUGGUAAAUUUAUACUUUGACCAAGUGCAGUGCAUAUUCCCCGUUCUUUAUCGUCCAAGGUUCAUGAAUCAAUAUCAGGAUCUCAUGAACAACAGUUCAAGCAGAAACUCUGCCCCCGAAUUCCUAUCUGUCUUUUUCGCAGUGUGUGCGUACUCGUCUAGUCUGAUGGAUCCUAGCUCUGGCCAGCGCUUUUCCGGCAUUGAGUACUACGAGAAAGCCGUCGUCCUUCACUGUGCCGGCACUGGAAGAAGUUCCAUUGAGCAAGUUCAAGGACUUGCGCUCCUAUCGUUAUGUGCUUCCCGCUGGAACACCCUUGCCCAAGGUUGGAAGUUUGCUGGACAAGCUGUUCGUGCGGCCCAAGACCUUGGAUUACACGUUGGCCUGGUGAGUUUGUUUUGUUCUUGCCCUCCCUCGGCCAUUCCCGCAAUUAGUUCUAUGCUCAUGUACAUUUGUAAGUGUCCGAUUGAUGACAACAUGACCGAGCCGGUCGCCCGCGAACAAGGCCGCCGAACUUGGUGGACUGUGGCGACACUCGACUGUAUACUAUCGCUCUGCCUCGGCAGACCCAUGAUUGGAUUGGACUUGAGCAACACCUGCCCGCUCCCCAUGGACCUGAUCGAUGAAGAUCUUGAGGCCUACGCAGAGAACCCGGAAGGUGACGAUUUCCCCUCGUCUGACACAGCACCGUUGGUUGGCUUUAUUGCUUUUGCGCGCCUGUGUGUUAUAUUCAUGAAGAUAUAUCGUCUCCACCAGCAAGAGCGCCAUAAUCGACAAACUAGAAACAUCAAACGGCGUCAAUUGGCGAGAACCAAGCGGCAGCUUCUACGCAAACUCGAAGAAUGGAAGACUAAACUUUCUAGCUCAGUUGCCUUCUCAUCUCACGAGAGCUGCACGACGGCUUCUGCGGCGCAUCGAGCCAUGUCUGUCAUCAUUUCCGUGGUGUAUUCUGCCGCAGCUCAAGUGAAGAGCCGAAUUCCACUGGUCCCUUUGGCGAAGAAUUUCUUCAAGCAGCUAGAAGCUGUAUUGAAGCAUCGAAAGCUUUACACGCGAACGUACCACCCAGCCAUUAUCUUGCUUUCUGCGUCCACCAGCUUUCCUUAUCUGGACUUUUACUGUAUACUGCGUGCAACAGCGGCAAUUCAACCCCCGCCGGAUAUUGUCGAGGAUGUCACGUCUUGUGUCAAGCUCUUGACCGAACUCGAAACAUACUGGCCGCCAGCCCAGCGUAGCAGAGCCAUCUUGCAGGAUUUACUUUGCCGAACGACUGAUAGUAGCGCAGAUCGUUCUAUUAUAGAAAAUCUGGAGGAGCUUCAAAAUGUGGAAGCACUCUUUCCGUCACUUGACCCCGCCUUGCUACCGUAUCGCUCCCCGCUGAGCAUCGGCAAUAUCCUCCUGCACGAGGGCUUUACACACUCCCCUGAAAUCGUCCGUAACGAGCCGAAUGGCAUUUAG